Gallus gallus (chicken) is the source of this 10609-nucleotide messenger RNA. It is a transcript of the gene TET3, whose product is annotated as tet methylcytosine dioxygenase 3. Gene Ontology annotation, biological process: positive regulation of transcription by RNA polymerase II; oxidative demethylation. Gene Ontology annotation, cellular component: nucleus. Gene Ontology annotation, molecular function: DNA 5-methylcytosine dioxygenase activity. The record is from RefSeq and is a predicted model, not a curated record. NCBI's taxonomy places the organism in Eukaryota, Metazoa, Chordata, Aves, Galliformes, Phasianidae.
CGGCGUGCUGCAGGAGCCGUUGUGCCGGUGCUGAUCGGGAGUGCCUUGAAAGGAUGUGAUGCAAACGCGUCCCCGUGUAGAAAGGCUCCUGCUCGCUUUUCAGGUGGUUCUUCAGCACUCUGUGUAGGAGAGAUGUAGCAGCUCUGACUGAGCACGUGUCUGAGCCCGUACGUAGGGCAGAGAAGGAGCUUGACCUACUCAACCCCAGCCUCGCUGCCUCGCUAACCUCAUGGUGGGGGUCUUCAUGCCUUCCUCUCCAUGGGGACCCGCGUGUGCGCCGGUGCUGACUGCCGGCCGCCGUGCCGGGACAGGUCCGGGGGGCGACCCGGUUGAUGGCCCCAGAAGAGGCCCAAUGGAAGAAGGGCUGAUCGACUAUGGCGGCGAGAGGACGCUGAGCGAGGGCGGCCGGCUGGGCCUGGCCGCUGGGGGCCGGCCGCAGGCGGGGGGCAGCGCGCUGAUGGAGCCCAGCGGAUGGCUGCCCGGCCCCCCCGCCGGCCCCGCGCGCCUGGAGGAUGCCCGCAACCUGGUGGCCUUCUCGGCGGUGGCCGAAGCGGUGUCCUCCUACCGGCUGCCCGCCCCGGCUUCGCCCUCGCUGCUCUACAAGAAGUUUGACACCGAGAUGAGCCGGGGGGGGCUGGCGCCGCGGGACGGCGUGCCGAGGGGGGAGGACCUGCACGCCCUCAAGGCCGCCCUCGCCCUGGCCAAGCACGGCAUGAAGCCCCCCAACUGCAACUGCGACGGCCCCGAGUGCCCCGACUACCUGGAGUGGCUGGAGCAGAAGAUCCAGGCGGCCCUGGGAGAAGGCCCGCUGCCCCCCGCCCCGCCGCCCCCCGACAAAGGUGCUAUCGCUCCCCCCGCGGUGCUGGAGGCCGCCGAGCCGUGCCCGUCGGACGGCCUCCCCUUUUCCCAAAGUGCACUGAACAUCGCCAAGGAGAAGAACAUCAGCCUGCAGACGGCCAUCGCCAUCGAGGCGCUCACGCAGCUCUCGGCCGCGCUCCCUCAACCCGGUGCUGAUGGGCCGCCCCCCCCGCCACCGCCGCCGCCGCCGCCCCCCUCGGUGCCCCCCACUCCCCAGGAGCCGUCCAUCAGCGCGGUGCCUCCGUCCGGGACCGCCGACCCUAUGGCGGAGCUGGAGCAGCUCCUGGGCAGCACCGAAUACAUCGCCACGGCCUUCAAGCGGCCCGAGGCCGGCAGAGCCCCCCCCGCGGCAGCCCCAAAGCCCCCGGAUCGGACGCCGGGCAAGGAGGCGGCGAGCAGCCCCCGCGUGCUGCAGGAGCCCGACCUGCACAGGAAGACGCAGCUGGUCCUGCAGCAGCACCUGCACCACAAGCGCAGCCUUUUCCUCGAGCAGAACCUCUCCGCGCCCCCCUCGGAGCGCCCGCCCGGCUGGUGGACCCCCAGCACGCCCAAACCCUUUGAGAAGCAGGCCAAGGAGAAGAAGAAAAGGAUGCAGCCGGACAAGCCGGCCCGCAAGCAGGUGCAGAUCAAGAAGCCCAAGCAGAAGGAUUCGCAGCCGCUCUUCCUGCCCUUCUGGCAAAUUAGCCUGGAGGGGCUGCGGGCCCCCGCCGAGCCCCCCGCCUCAGCGCCGCAGUCCGAACCCCCACCGCCCACCCCGCUCCCACCCACCGCUCCCGACUCUCAGGAAAGGGGUACCCCCGGGGGGGACACCCACAACCACCCGCCGGCACCGGGCCCGGAGGGAGCGGCGCCCGCCGUGGUGGACGACAAGCUGGAGGAGCUCAUCCGGCAGUUCGAGGCCGAGUUCGGGGACACCUUCAGCCUGCCGCCCAGCGGGGCCACCGCGCUGCCGGAGGGGCCGCCGCCAGCCCCACAGGUGCCCCCCACCGCCGCCAGCACCGCCGCCGUGGCCCCCAGCAGCGCCGCCCCGGGGGGCUCCGCGCUGUCGCCGGGGAAGGGACCUCCUCCGGAGCAUCUCUUCUCCGUGCGCUCCCCCAAGCAGAUCAAAAUCGAGUCCUCUGGUGCUAUCACCGUGGUGUCCACCACGUGCUUUUAUUCCGAGGAGAGCCAGAACGCCGACGAGGCGGAGGGGACGCCCACCAAGGAUGAGGUGCCGCUGACCCCCACCCUCAGCGGGUUCCUGGAGUCGCCGCUCAAAUACCUGGACACGCCAACCAAGAGCCUGCUGGACACCCCCGCCAAGCGAGCGCAGGCCGAGUUCCCCACCUGCGACUGCGUGGAGCAAAUCGUGGAGAAGGACGAGGGGCCGUACUACACCCACCUGGGCUCGGGGCCCACCGUGGCAUCCAUCCGGGAGCUGAUGGAGGAGCGGUACGGCGAGAAGGGCAAAGCCAUCCGCAUCGAGAAGGUCAUCUACACUGGGAAGGAGGGGAAGAGCUCCCGGGGCUGCCCCAUCGCCAAGUGGGUGAUCCGGAGACACAACCAAGAGGAGAAGCUGCUGUGCCUGGUGCGUCACCGAGCUGGCCACCACUGCCAGAAUGCUGUCAUCAUCAUCCUGAUCCUGGCCUGGGAGGGCAUCCCCCGCACUCUGGGCGACACACUGUACCAGGAGCUCACUGACACCCUCACCAAGUACGGCAACCCCACCAGCCGCCGCUGCGGCUUGAAUGACGACCGGACUUGUGCGUGCCAAGGCAAGGACCCCAACACCUGCGGUGCUUCCUUCUCCUUCGGCUGCUCUUGGAGCAUGUAUUUUAAUGGCUGCAAAUAUGCCCGAAGCAAAACUCCACGGAAGUUCAGGCUGGUGGGGGACAAUCCCAAGGAGGAAGAGCUGCUCCGGAAAAGCUUUCAGGACUUGGCCACUGAGGUUGCUCCACUUUACAAGAGGUUGGCACCGCAGGCCUACCAGAAUCAGGUUACCAAUGAGGACAUCGCAAUAGACUGCCGUCUGGGCUUGAAGGAGGGGAGGCCGUUUUCAGGGGUGACAGCGUGCAUGGACUUCUGUGCUCACGCUCACAAAGAUCAGCAUAACCUCUACAAUGGCUGCACAGUGGUCUGCACGCUGACAAAGGAAGACAAUCGAGUGGUGGGGAAGAUCCCCGAAGAUGAGCAGCUGCACGUCCUCCCCCUCUACAAGAUGUCCAGCACAGAUGAGUUUGGCAGCGAGGAGAACCAAAACGCAAAGGUGGGCAGCGGGGCCAUCCAGGUGCUCACAUCCUUCCCCCGUGAGGUGCGUAAGCUGCCUGAGCCUGCCAAGUCCUGUCGGCAGAGACAGCUGGAAGCAAAGAAAGCCGCAGCAGAGAAGAAGAAACUGCAGAAGGAGAAGCUGAUGACACCAGAGAAGAUCAAGCAAGAAGCACUCGAACUUCCUACACUCCAGCAGAAUGCAGGUAUGGCGUUGAAAAGUGGGCUCCCCCCACAGCCGCUGAAACCUUCCAUCAAAGUGGAGCCGCAGAGCCAUUACAACGCCUUCAAGUACAACGGCAAUGCGGUGGUGGAGAGCUACUCGGUGCUGGGCAGCUGCCGGCCCUCCGACCCUUACAGCAUGAACAGUGUUUACUCUUACCAUUCCUACUAUGCACAGCCCAAUCUGCCUUCCGUGAACGGGUUUCAUUCCAAGUUCACGCUGCCCUCCUUUGGGUAUUACGGUUUUUCCAACAACCACGUGUUCCCCUCGCAGUUUCUGAAUUACGGGGUGCCCGAGAGGGGCGAGAGCUGGGUGAGCAACAGCUACGAGAAGAAGCCCAACAUUCAGGUGCUGCAGGAGAACCUCAACCAUACCUACAGGAACACGGAUUUCCCCGAGCCCAUCCCACACAGUGUCCGGAGCAAAAACCAUCACCAGCGCACCUACGAGCGGGCCAGCCGCUAUGCCAGCCAGCAGAAGGCGGCUGCGGCUGGGGUGCACAGGACUAGCACAGGCUCGGAGGAGGCAUCGCCGUUUGCACAGAACUGUUUUGGCAGCAGGGCCAUCAAGCAGGAGCCCCCGGACCCCCCGCCCAGCAUCGAGCCCCUAAACAACCCCGCAGCGGCCGUACCCGGCACCGGUCUGGCUCUGCCUGCUGUCCCCGUACCGGAGCAGCAGUGGAGUCCCUACAAAGCGUCAUCCCGAGGUUCGUCUUCCCCCGAGCAGACUGGUGCGGCCGACAGCUCGUGGAGCAGCCUGGUGCCGGGUGCCGGAGGACGGGAGAAGCUGAGCGCCUUCGAUGCCGCCGUGCGCCUGCCGCUGCCGGAGAAGCAGUGGCCCAACGUCCUGGCAGGAGAAGCGUCGUCGUCGUGCGGUUCCAGCUUGCUGCCGAAGCCGUGGAGCCCCUGCAAGCUGGGGGAGACGGUGCUGGGCGGUGCGGGUACCCCGACCCUGCGGGACAAGGGCUGGGAGCUGGGACCGCUGGGCUUCGGCUCGGCCCUGCCGGAGCUGCCCGUCUUCUCCGAAGAGCCAUGGGGGUCCGGCAAGGCGGAGGAGCGGAGGACGCCGGCGCCCGUGGCGGGGCUGCCCGAAAAGCCGUGGGAGGCGGCGGUGCGUGAGAAGGGGGCAGCGGGGGUCCGCCGGGAGAAGCCAUGGGAUCCCUUUGGGCUGGAGGAGGGCGUCGAGGAGGCGUCGGUGAAGGCGGUGAAGGAGGAGGAGGAGGAGGAAGAAGAGGAGGAGGAGGAGGAGGAGUGGUCGGACAGCGAGCACAACUUCCUGGACGAGAACAUCGGUGGCGUGGCCGUGGCGCCCGCGCACGGCUCCAUCCUCAUCGAGUGCGCCCGCCGCGAGCUGCACGCCACCACCCCGCUGAAGAAACCCAACCGCUGCCACCCCACCCGCAUCUCCCUGGUCUUCUACCAACACAAGAACUUGAACCAGCCCAACCACGGCCUGGCGCUGUGGGAGGCCAAGAUGAAGCAGCUGGCGGAGCGCGCCCGCGCGCGGCAGGAGGAGGCGGCGCGCCUGGGGCUGCAGCAGGACGCCAAGGCCUUCGCCAAGAAGCGCAAGUGGGGCGGCGCGCUGGCGGCCGAGGCGGCCACCAAGGAGCGGAGGAACGCGGUCCCCACGCGGCAGGCGGUGGCCAUCCCCACCAACUCCGCCAUCACUGUGUCCUCCUACGCGUACACCAAGGUGACGGGGCCCUACAGCCGCUGGGUCUGAGGCGGAGGCGGCCGCCGCAGCCCUUCUUACCUCAAAGUCGGCAGCACUGGAGUCCCGGUGCUGCUUCGUGGUGCUUUCUCCUCGGGCAUGGGGGAGAAGAAAAAAAAAAAAAAAAAAAAAAGAAAAAAAAAAAAAAGCAGGAAAAAAAAAAAAAGGAAAAAAGCAAAAUAAACCCAACGUUACGCUUGGAAACAACGGAACCGACGCGGGUGCAAACUGCACUUGGCAAAGAGUAGGAAAAUAGGAAAGGAACAAUGCUCUUUGACAUUUUUCGGUAACCUAAUAUUUAUAUCUCUGUGUUUUUUUAAUCUAUCCUUGUGCACUGCAAGAAUGGAGAGAGAAGUUUAUAGCGUCCUUUCGCAAAGGAGGGGUUUUUAAUUCCACUUAAAACCGCGUAUUUAUUGGAUUGUUGUUGUUAUUUUUUAAUCUGACGAGAAUGACGAAGCCGACCUUCAAAAAACGAAGCAAACAUCAAGGAAAAAAAAAAAAUACACGGAUAAAUUGAAAAAGAAGAAAAAAAUGAGAAACAACCCAAACACCAAACCAGCGUAUCAAGGCAGAGGUGGACCCCCCCCCAUUGCCCUGCAGGCGGCAGGGAUCGGGGAUGGCCUCACAGAACCACCUGGAAACGUGUGCUCUGACGUCAGCCGGACGCACCGAGAAUCCAGUUAUUUUAAUUGUUGGUUCCCAAGGACCUACAGUGGCUGUUUUACAACUGGAGGAGUCCAUCCCCGUGGGUGGAGACCUCAGGGCAUCGUGCGGAGGGUGCUGCUCCCGGAGCUCCGUGCUUGGGUGCUCAUUUGGGGCUCUGUUGCCCUUAGCAGAAGAGGAGCAGCUCGGCUGCGUCUCCGAGAAACCUGACGGGAAUCGAAUGCAUAAAUAGGAAAAAGAAAAAACACAAACCCACAAAAACAACACAAAACUGUGAAUAGCUAGCGUUGCUCUCUGUACAUCACUGUUGCUGAUGUCUGGUGCUUUCAGUCUCUGGGGGACUUUGGCCGUACGAGCGGCUCUGGGAGGAGCAAACCCAGGACUCGUCUCCCCACACUCUCAGUCUGAUGGGCGAGUCGGCGCGGCGGUGCGCUCUGCAUUUUUCUCUCCCCAGGUGCCAUCAUCUCACCUUCCUACAGGUUGCUGUUCUUCCCACAGGAAAAAAAACAACCAACCAACCUACCCACCAACCAACCAACCCACCAACCUACCCACCAACCAACGAACCUACCCACCAACCCACCCACCGACCAACCAACCAACCCACCAACCAACCAACCUACCCACCCACCACCCAACCAACCAACCUACCCACCUAUCAACCAACCCACCCACCCACCAACUUACCCACCAACUAACCAAUCAACCUACCCUCCCACCAACUGACCAACCAACCAACCAACCCACCAACCAUCCAACAACACUGCGUGGUGCUUUCCCAACAACCUCAGCUGAGGCUGCCACCCUCGAGCCGUGCUGGGCGCUGGGUGCGGGACGGGGCCGUGCCGUUGCUUUGCACUUCCAGGUGCCUUUUGGGGAACACGCGAGCGAGAGCCGGCGCUGUCACCGUGCCGAAGUCACCGUGUGUGUUUACUGCAACCCCGCGCACCGGCACAGCUCAGCAGGAUCUCGGUAAAACAGCCUGAACCUUUGUGUAGUUAGUCUGAUUUUAAAACCUGUACAUAGGGAAAGAAUUUUUUUAAAAGCACUUUCACCUGGAUUUAAAAACGAAAGCAAAACUUAAAAAAAAAAAAAAAAGGCAAAAAAACAAAAACAAACAAAAAAAGAGCAAAACUCCCUUUCUCCCCUCCCGACAACUUGAAAGCAGUAUGUUUGAGACACAGUUAUGGUGGGAGAAGUGUAAAUACUGGCAGAAUAUUUAACAUGCUUUGUCCGUCCUUCAUAAUUUGUUUUUUUAACUGUAAUCUGUAAAGUCGCGUAUAUUUGACAAGGAAAUUCAACAAGCUAUUAUCGCUUUUCUUAUAAGUACCCAAUAGCAUAUCAGGAUUGUAGAGUUCAUGGCAAGUCAGACCUUAGGUUGGCCUGCGGGUGUCCUGGGGCUGCGUGCCGCAGGGCUUGGCUAUGGGUAUUGGCCAUGGGGUUCAUGUUGGUCUUGGCCAUAGGUCUUGGCCGUGGUUUUGAUCAUGGAGUUCAGCCAUGGGACUUGACCAUGGGUCUUGGCCAUAGAUCUUGGCCAUAAGUCUUGACUGUGGAGCUUGGACAUAGGUCUUGACCAUGGAGCUUGGCCAUGGGGUUUGGUCGUGGUUUUAGCCGUGAGUCUUGGUCAUGGAGCUUGGCCAUGGGUCUUGGUCAUGGUCUUGGCCAUGGAGCUUGGCUAUAGGCCUUGGCUGUAGCGUUAGGCCGUGGGUCUUGGCCAUGGGGCUCAGCCGUGGUGCGGCAGCAGUGCUGUUUGGAGGGCUAAGAAUGAAAGAGGUCGGAUUCGGGUGCCGGCCUUGGUUUGCUUUGCCCAGGUCUUGUCUGACUUCCAUGCUGUAGGUUGUCGCAGGGGUGCCUUGAAAGCUUUGCGUAGAUGAUGUUAGCAAGAAAUUCGCGGCGUUUGGGAGAAAGGGGCGCGUUUGGAGAAUGUUUCGGUCCGUGCAACCUGUCUAAGUCCUGCUUCCUUGGAGGUGUCUGGUUUGGGGGUUUGCUCCAGUGCGGCGUCCCCCCCUGCCUUGAAGGGAGGCUCAAACUGGUCCGGGGGUGGGGGGGGGGCAGCGGCGUGUGGGUCAGGGCGAGAACUGCUGCAGUCUCACGUUUUUACACUACAUUACGUAUAACCUACCUCAAAUCUCAGUCAUUGAAAAUUAGCAUGCUUCAGACUUCUUAUAUGAAAACUAGAAAACUAUGCACAGCUCUUUAACCCCUUGCUGCUGAGAGUCUGUUUUAAGCAAAAUCUUUUUCUUUAUCUGUACCAGCACCCGCGCUCUCGUCCCACCCGCGCAGAAGCCAUGGGGUGGAAGCACUGCGGGGACGUCCCGGUGCGGGGUGGGCAGUGGGGUGUGCUGGGGGCGGCGUUUUUAAUCGCAUCGGGGCCGGGGGGGGGUGGGGGGGGGACACUUUGCAGCAGGUCGCAGCCACACUGGUGCUAGAACAACACCCACGAUGGGAAGCGGGGGGAGAUCUCCGUGCACACCGCGGUGCUCCCGGCCAUGGUGUGCACCUCGGUGCUGGCCGGGGGUCGCUCCCCCUCUUGGCACUCUUGGGACGAGGCUCAGGAAGGAGAAGGAAACCAGAAUCCCUGAGGUGCCUCAAUUGCUAACUUUUCCUUUUAGUACUGGAAUAUGCUUUGUGGGCUCUUUAAGGCGUAUUUUUAUGAAAUGAAAUCUUCUAAUCAAAAUGGUGCUAUGGUGUUUUAACAAACUGUAUCAUGCUUCUGCCUGAUUCCAUCUCGCCGAGGUGCUACUCAUGUAUAUACGAAACUAGAGAACCAAGAAAAAAAAAAAAAAACAUGAAAAACAAGCAAUGAUGUCGUUGAGAAGGAAGUUUACUUUUCUGGAGCGACAGCUCAAAGCGUGCCGGGAGCAUCUUGCUCUUAUGCAAACAGGAACCGGUGCCACGCUGAAGCGUUGGGGGCACCUUUGCUUUGCGGCGGCUUCGUUCCCCUCCAGGAGCCAGGGGUGGGCAGACACGGUGCUCAGAUGUGGUCCUCAGCCCCAGCGUGCGGCCAUGGUGCUCGGGCACGGUGCUCGGCCCCGCGCUGGGGACGCGGUGCUUGCUUGCGGUGCUUGGUCGCGGUGCUCGGCCACCGUGCGUGGCCUUGGUGCUUGGCUGUGGUGCUCAGCCAGGUGUGCGAACACGGUGCUUGGUUGUGGUGUGUCGGUGCUCAGCCGCGGUGCGUAGACUCGGUGCUCAGCCAGGGGCUGUGAGCGCCGUAUUCGGUCCCGGUGCUCGGCCGCGGCGCUCAGCGGUGCUACGGAUGUGGCGCUCGGCCACGGCGUGUGAACGUGGUGCUCGGAUGUGGUGCUCAGCUGUGGUGCUCAGAGCUGCUGUGAGUGCACGGCCUGCGGGCGCAGUGCUCGCUCAGAUGGUGCUCAGACGUUGUCCGCAGUCACGGUGCUUGACCAGGGUUCACGGACACGGUGCUUGGGCACGGUGCGUGGACGUGGUGCUCAGGAACAGUUGCUCAGGCGUGGUGCUCGCCCACCGUUCACCAACACUGUGCUUGAACGUGGUGCUCAGACGUGGGACGUGGACGUGGUGCCCGGCACGGUGCUUUGACUUGAUGUGGUGCCGGGCACAGCGCUGGCGCACGGCGCUCUCCCACCACGCACGGCGCUCAGCCCCGGGGCAGACACGGUGCUCGGGCACUGCACAAGGACCUGGUGCUCACCCUCUGCGGUGCUUGGAUCCGCUGCACCCAAACACGGUGCUGGCACCUCCUGGCCCCGGAGCUCCUUUCCCUCCCUGGAUCGGCGGGCUUUGGCUGCGGAGAGCUGUGGCAGGGGAUAGCUGGGCUUCACGCUUCUCCCAUCUCUUCAUUUCCUUCCCACCUCCCCGCUCUCCUUGCCAUUUUUUUUUCGGGUUUCAUUGGUGCUACUUUUUUCCCCCUUUGGGUUCCCGUGAGCUGAGGGGGCAGCAGCCCCCCGUGCCCCAAACCAAGGCAAAUACCUCAACCCCGCAGCGCCGCGGCAGCGAAGGCAGUGAAACCGGGGCGAAUCUUUCCGAAAUCAGGGAUCCUUUGGCAGCGGUUUUAGUUCCCGUUUCUGUUAUUUUAUUUUUUUUUCCUUUCAUUGACCCUUUCCGCCCGGGCCUUCUCCUCAUUUUCACAUCCUUCAGGGAUUACAAACUGCCGUAGUUUCAGCCUUGUUUUAUUCCGGGAGCGUUUCGCCGGCGGGGUUUCGCACCGCGGCGCGGAGAAUAGGAAGGAAAAGGAAACGAGCAGACGAAACAAAACAAGGAAACAAAACAAAACAAAACUGAAAUGAAACGAAAUGGAACGAAAUGGAAUGAAAAGCGCCGUUUCUGUGGGGUUCAGCGCUCGGGAUCCGAUCGCGGGAGGGUUUGGGGUUGGGUUGCGUUGGCGUUCCGUGGGGCUCGGAGGACGGAGCGGAGGCGGCAGGGGGUCCCCCCAGGGACACACUUGAAGAUUCCUUGGCCGGCUCUGGGCUGUGGUUACUUGAAAUGAAGUUUUCUCUUUUCUUUCCGGGGCGGAUCGAGGAGCGGUAGAUUUUUUCCCAUGUCUCAAGGCAAUAGGAUUAAUGUGUAUUAAACUGUAGAUAACUCCUAGGACAGUAAAUUGAUGCCGAUAAUUUUAUUUUGUAUAAUUUUCCCUUUUCUUUCUCCUCUUUCGUGUGUUUCUCGGUUCUUCAGACCCCUUUUCCUUCCCCCCCCCCCCCCCCCCUUUCAGUGUUUUGGUAAAUUUAUUUUUUAGGAUGCCUAAAAAUCGCAAGUAUGGACCCCCCCCCCCCCCUCCCCCAACCUUUUUCUUCCCCAUGAUUUUUUUUUUUUAAUUUGUAUUUUAUUCUGAGUUACACGCGGCCCACCCGGCCGCACAAUGUAUUAUUCCUGAUAUCUUUAAAAUAUUGUGGGUGUUUUAAUAAAUUUUAUAUUUAUUUUUUGCACUCAAACCGG